CCCCAGCCCCCGCCGCGCCCCUCGCGAUCUGCUCGGCGGAUGGCGCCGGAUCCUGAGCUGAGCGGCUGAAAAACUUCAUCUUAUUGAAAGUGUGCCUAUCACCUGAAGAAGGGUGCAAAUGGGACACUGAUAAUGCACGUUAAUAAGAAGUGGCUGUACCUUAGUGAUAGAGCACAUGCCUGGCAUGAAGAAACUCUGAGAUUCAGUCUCCAACCAAAGGACCAGAUAGCAAGUGACAGGAAAGACCUCUACCUAAGACUCUGGAGAGCUGCUGACAUUAAAAAUAAUACCGGAUCAGAUAGGCCAUCUGACUUUAAAGCAACUCCAUGUGUUCAUAAGGAAUAAAGCUGUGUGUGCACAGACCUGUCUUGAUUUUUGCUUCAUGGUGUCUUUAAACAUUCAGCCUCAAUACUUGUCAAUAUACAAUUUUAAAGUUAUUUAAAUGAACUUACAUAUACAAAUAAUACAGCGGCUAGAGGCUCCCCUCUCCCUGUGGAACAGGUGCCAACUCUCUUGUGUUUUACUAUUAAGGAUGACAAGUCCAGAGGUUAGAAAUUGAAAUAUAAGUAGGUCUCUAUGGUAUUUGAAUUCCAUAAAAAUUAUACUCUGUUGCUGGGAAAUUCCUAGACCUAGACAAAUGUAUCAGUUUCUGUUGUUCUCACCUGGAAAUAAUGUCGCAACUUUACAAUAUGACAAAGGCCCUUGGGGCUGAAGAAUGAGCUUUUCCUGCAUUAAGCUCAGUAAGAUCUGCUUCCUGCUCUCAGUUAUCUUUUGUGCAGUUCUCCUCCUGCUAAUCCCCAAAUUCCAGGCCAUUUGGAAACCUAGAAGUUAUCCACAGCCACAGCCACCACUUCUUUUUAAUGGUUCCAGCAACAGUGACAUCACUUUGCAGCAGGUGGAAUCCAGUUCGAUUGAUCAUUUGGAUGAUGAGGCUAACAAUAUAGUGUCCUUGGUGAAAGAAGAACUGGUAGAAAAAUGGAGUCACUAUAUCAUAACCACUGGGAGAUCUGGUCUGAAGGCUAACAGAAAGAUGAAUGAGAGCCCAAUUAAUCGAUUGGACAAUUUGAUGAAACACCAUGUGGAACCUGCUUUAGCCUCUGCUAAGGAAAAGCUGGAGUUGAAAGAUAUCUUUAUUGCUGUUAAAACAACAAGGAAGUACCAUAGAACAAGGCUGAACUUGCUGUUCCAAACAUGGAUUUCUCAAGCUAAGGGGCAGACAUUUAUAUUCACAGACUGGGAUGAUCAGGAGCUACGUCUCAGGGCAGGGGACCAUGUAAUCAAUACCAACUGCUCAGCUGUUCACACUCGCCAAGCUCUCUGCUGCAAGAUGUCCGUGGAAUAUGAUAAAUUCCUAGAGUCUGGGCGAAAGUGGUUUUGUCAUGUGGAUGAUGAUAACUAUGUGAACCUGCACAAUCUCCUGCAUCUCCUGUCUGCCUUUUCACACAGCCAAGAUAUAUAUGUGGGGAGACCAAGUCUAGACCAUCCAAUUGAAGCAGCAGACCAUGUUCGGAAUGACGGAUCAACCACUGCAAAGUUCUGGUUUGCCACAGGUGGUGCAGGGUUCUGUAUCAGCAGAGGUCUUGCCCUCAAGAUGAGCCCCUGGGCUAGCCUAGGAAGCUUCAUCAGCACUGCAGAGAGAAUUCGACUCCCCGAUGACUGCACCAUUGGUUACAUUAUUGAGGGGCUGUUGGAGGUGAAACUCUUGCGCAGCCCCUUGUUCCACUCUCAUCUUGAAAACUUGCAGCAGCUGCGUGGCGAAGCUGUGCUGAAACAGGUUACCUUGAGUUAUGGUGGUCCCGAGAACAGGCGCAAUGUUGUAAGCGUGGGUGAAGUGUUCAAUAUACAGCAAGAUCCAACUCGAUUCAAAUCUGUCCACUGUCUCCUCUACCCUGACACUGGAUGGUGCCCCAGUCUAACAGUGAACUGAUAUCUGCCCUAACAUUCAGCAAGGACUCUUGCUGGUCCUUU
This is a messenger RNA of Lacerta agilis (Sand lizard), 1968 nucleotides long. RefSeq names its product RFNG O-fucosylpeptide 3-beta-N-acetylglucosaminyltransferase (gene RFNG). The record is from RefSeq and is a predicted model, not a curated record. Gene Ontology annotation, molecular function: O-fucosylpeptide 3-beta-N-acetylglucosaminyltransferase activity. The coding region runs from base 716 to 1927 and encodes 403 amino acids. Gene Ontology annotation, biological process: regulation of Notch signaling pathway; pattern specification process. The transcript is spliced from 9 exons. Lineage: Eukaryota; Metazoa; Chordata; Lepidosauria; Squamata; Lacertidae. Gene Ontology annotation, cellular component: Golgi membrane.